Messenger RNA from Protopterus annectens (West African lungfish), 1532 nucleotides. It is a transcript of the gene HAO1, whose product is annotated as hydroxyacid oxidase 1. The record is from RefSeq and is a predicted model, not a curated record. NCBI's taxonomy places the organism in Eukaryota, Metazoa, Chordata, Ceratodontiformes, Protopteridae. The transcript is spliced from 8 exons. Gene Ontology annotation, molecular function: oxidoreductase activity; FMN binding. Bases 37 to 1146 code for a protein of 369 amino acids.
AUAGACUGGAAGCCUAACAUUUGUCCAGACCUAAAAAUGGCUCAGAAACCAGUCUGUGUUGAAGACUUUGAACAGAUUGCUAAACAAAUUCUUUCAAAACCUGUGUAUGAUUAUUACCGCUCUGGAGCUGGGAACCAGCAGACCUUAGCAGACAAUGUGUCUGCAUUUUCAAGAUGGACACUAAACCCACGAGUACUCAGAGAUGUGUCUGUGCUAGACACAUCAACAACAGUCUUGGGACAGCGAAUUAGCAUGCCGAUCUGUGUUGCUCCUACAGCUAUGCAACGCAUGGCUCAUCCUGCUGGAGAAACUGCGACUGUAAGAGCUUGCAGAUCCCAAGGAACAGGAAUGAUCCUCAGUACCUGGGCAACAUCGUCAAUUGAGGAAGUUGCAGAAGCUGCUCCUGAUGCCGUUCGCUGGCUGCAGCUUUACAUCUACAAAGACCGAGAAGUCACAAAAUCUUUGGUGCUAAGAGCAGAGCAAGCAGGAUUUAAAGGGAUCUUCCUCACUGUGGACACUCCGUACCUUGGAAGACGUUUUGAUGAUGUUCGAAAUAGAUUCAAACUCCCUCCUCAUCUCAGUAUGAAAAACUUUAAGUCAUUUGAUCUGGCAUUUUCUAAGAGUGGCUAUGGAGAAGACAGUGGCCUUGCUGUGUAUGUUGCUGAGUCCAUAGAUCCAUCAAUCAAGUGGGAAGAUAUCAGCUGGCUGAAGAGUGUGACUUCAUUACCAAUUGUUGCUAAAGGCAUUUUAAGAGCUGAUGAUGCCCGAAAGGCAGUUCAGUGUGGAGUAGAUGGGAUUCUUGUGUCUAAUCAUGGAGCGCGGCAGCUAGAUGGUGUGUCGGCAACAAUUGAAGCCUUGCCAGAAAUCAUUGAAGCAACUGAAGGCAAAGUUGAAGUAUUCCUGGAUGGAGGGGUAAGAAAUGGUGCCGAUGCCCUGAAAGCUCUGGCACUUGGUGCAAGAGCUGUAUUUGUGGGACGACCUGCAGUUUGGGGACUAGCUUAUAAGGGAGAAGAAGGUGUGCAUGAAGUACUCCAGAUACUUAAAGAUGAAUUCAGAUUGGCAAUGGCUCUUUCUGGAUGUUCCAAUGUGGAAGAAAUAGACAAGUCACUGGUGAGGAGAAAUCCAUGGCCAUUUUCCAAGCUCUAGUAAUUGGGUGGAACACUCAUCUGUCAUGUGUAAAGAUGUAUGCUAUCCAUUUAAUAAUGAUAAGAACAAGUUCCAUUAAGAAUAGUCUGUAGCUGGUCAAAUGCAAUGUGCAACACUCGCAUUAUUUUUUUGAAACAUAUUCUUCUGAUGUACUUCUGAGUUGUUUUCUAUGAUAAUUUUGAGGCCUGUGGUAUAACUCAUCUUCAAAUGGAUUAAAACAAAUAGUGUAAACUUUCAUAUUUUAACCUCAAUAGUGUUGAAAUCUAAUGUAAAAGAUGGUUAAAUGACCAGUAAGCUUAACAUUGUAUUGAAAAUAACAGAUCCUCAUCUGUUUACCUGUUUGUUCAUUGAUAUUAAAGUUAUCAUAAAUAAACUUUCCAAGCUGA